Ochlerotatus camptorhynchus is the source of this 2952-nucleotide messenger RNA. It is a transcript of the gene pkaap, whose product is annotated as A-kinase anchoring protein pkaap. Gene Ontology annotation, cellular component: plasma membrane; mitochondrion. The transcript has 3 exons. Bases 157 to 2118 code for a protein of 653 amino acids. Gene Ontology annotation, molecular function: protein kinase A binding. NCBI's taxonomy places the organism in Eukaryota, Metazoa, Arthropoda, Insecta, Diptera, Culicidae. Gene Ontology annotation, biological process: intracellular protein localization. The record is from RefSeq and is a predicted model, not a curated record.
UUAUUACGUCUUUGAAUCUCGGCAGUAAAACAAGUGGAACAAAUUAUUCAUCCUGCGAAAAGUAACGAAAACAUGUAAAUUUGCACCUGAAAGCGGCAGAAAAGUAGUGUCCCCGUCUCAAUCUUCAGCGGAAGAUUGUAAAUUGCACCGCCCAAGAUGUUGCAGUUCCUGAAAAAGUCUGCUGUGCGGAAAAAAUCCGGCAGCAGUUUGGCGCAGGAGGAAAAUGUAAACAACAAAUCAUCAUCGACGACGGCCGAUGAUGUCAUUGGUAGUGCAAAUGGCUGUGGACCGGUAAGCGAUGAGGAAGCAUUGCUAGAAGCAGAAUGCUACUGGUUGGAAAGGUGGAAAAAUUUGCCGGAGGUGAGGUCUCGGUUGUCCCGGCAAUUGUUGGACAUUCUGGCCGAGCAGAGCUGUAUAUGCUACUUUGUACAGUUUUUGGAAACGAAGAAUGCCCUUCCGUUCGUCAAGUUCUGGUUGGACGUGGAGAGUUUUAAGGCAGCUGCAGUGGAAAGCGCAAGAUUGGAAGGACGGAAUGGGAUUUGUAAAACGGGUGCACAUCAGGGUUUGCAGAGGAGUGUUUCCUCGGAUGGGUACGAUAGUUUGUCUUAUUUGAGUGUGGAUUGCGAUUCGAUUUCUACCUUUUCGGAUAAUGCUUUCGAUGAUGGAGGAACGACAACGGAUGACGGAGAUCCGGGUUGUCGAACGUCGCGAAGCUGCACUCCGGUGCCUGGCCCUCCUUUGGAAGUCGUUAUAGAAGAAGAGAAGAAGCCAGAUCAUCCACUGGAAGACGACCGGAAGCAGAUGAUGGAUGCCUGUGAUCUGACAAUGCGUCAAUCGCUGACUGACGACGAAAAGACACAGAUUUGCGAAUCGAACAAGCUGAAGGAACAGCCAGCACUAACCAGGGAGAACGGAUUCAACUCACUGGUCAACUCGGACGCCGUUCGAAUAUAUAGGAAGUAUUUGGUCAGCAAUUCACUGUGCCACAUAGAAGUGCCUGCGACGAUUCUGUCCAAUAUUUCGUUGGCACUUUGCGGGGGAAGCUGCAGCGAACGUAUCUUCGACGAUGUACAACAGUAUUUGCUGGAAGUGAUGGAGAAAAAUUACCUGAAUGCAUUUUUGGAAAGCAGCUUCUACUGUAAAUAUACCUUCGAGGUGCUGUCAAGUGAUAGCCUCAACCUCAAGGACAUACUCUGCAGCGAGAUGGCUCUGUUCUACUUCAUGGAAUACCUGGAACAGAAAGAAAAACGACACAUUCUGGAGUUUUGCGUAUCGGCUAGCCACUUUCGCAAGAGCGCCGAAAAUAGCCAAGCUCAAGCUGACGCCGUGGUGCUGUAUGAAAAGUAUUUCUCGUUACAAGCGACCUGUCCACUGAACGUUAGUGAUAAAAUUCGAUUUCUUGUCGAAGAGGGAAUCUGCUCGCCGGACACGAGUUCCAUCAAAAACUGUUUCGAGUUGCCUUCGAGAAUAAUUGAACGGUUCCUGGAGAGGCGGUACUUUCAAGGCUUCUUGAAAUCACAACUCUACACACAAUACCUAUCAGAGCUACUGGGUAAGAUCAAAACCACCCCAGCCGGAGAAUCCACCGCAAGUAGUUUGGGAAUUCUGGCGGGACGAAAGCAAAUCUUUUUCGCCGACCGCAACCGAGCGAACAAUCAACGACGUGGCCAUCGGAAAACGUUCUCGGACGUGACGAGUGAAAGCACCGGUAGGGCAAACCACUUCAUUUCCUCUCAAAACACGCUGCUGGCGAUGUCCGAUACGAGCUUUCAUCGCAAGCGAACGAAUACGGUUGGGGCCGCCACCGGCAGCGACAUAAUGCAAAUCGAUUCACGUCAACUGUACAAUCCGGACUUGCUGUGGAGAAGAAAUUCGGUAGCUGGGCUGACGUUCGGCCGAGUGGAUGCCCUGGGGCGGUACGAGCGAGAUUUCGACAUCGUUGAACCCCCGCAGGAUGACGACCGCUGGAGCAAGAAUCGACUGAAGAAGGCGAUGCGAAAGUUGGUAAAUUUACAGGAGGACAAAGCGCAGGAGGAACUGGCUUGGCAGGUGGCGGAGAUGAUUGUAAAGGACAUCACUAGUGUCACGAUGAGCGGCAGCGAGGGAAGCCAAACGUGAUUGUGGAGCAGGCUCUCUUUCUUUUUUUGUCCAAUUUGCGAGUAUUUCGAAUCGUACGUAUUUUAGUCCCUACCUUUACCCACACAUAUGUACUAGUUGUAUCGUUUGUAUUGAAAUUUGUUUUAGAACGAGUCUGUUUUGUUUUUUCAAAGAUCUAUAUAGUAUAAGUAUAAGUUCUUUCUUGAUUUUUUGAAGAUUUUAUCUCUUUGUUUUCUCUCUAAGAUGGUUUUCAUAUUAUAUUAAUUUAUCAUUCGAGCUAACGUACAAUUAAAAGAUAAAAGACAAUUUAUGGAACUUUUCGAGAGGAACCGGUAGGAUUGAUUAAACAAACAACCGUCCCCAUCCUCUUAAACUCACUCUCUCUCUCUACUUAUAACCCUUAUAUAGAAAACACAUCUGAAACUUUAUGGUGCUUGAUAACAUUCGGAAACAGAAAUGAUUAGACUAUAGUUGGUAGUUCAUACUCUGCUUCAUCAUUGAGCAAGAAUAACCCUUUAUAUAGGUACCUAUGUAUGUUUUUGUUCUUGUCCGCAAACCAAUAAUAAGUUUCGUAAGUUAUCGAACUUUUUUUUUUAAUCCUAAAAUCAAAACGAAAUAGAAUGGAAUAUGAAUGAGCUAAAUUGAGUUGAAAAAUGCGUGCCAAUCUGCGGGUGAUUUUCGUACUGAUUUAUAUGGAAAGAGCAUGAACAAAGUCAUCCGGAUUUUAUUUCGGGAGUGCAAAAUUUCUAGUGAAAACGGAAGAAUUAGGAAAUGGUACAGCAAAAGGUGGUCACACCGAGGUGUUACUAAUUAAUGUAGACUGGCAGAGGAGGAAUGUUCGCCUGAACGAAAUCA